Dermacentor silvarum is the source of this 1436-nucleotide messenger RNA. Its product is annotated as xyloside xylosyltransferase 1. The transcript is spliced from 2 exons. Bases 20 to 1240 code for a protein of 406 amino acids. NCBI's taxonomy places the organism in Eukaryota, Metazoa, Arthropoda, Arachnida, Ixodida, Ixodidae. Gene Ontology annotation, molecular function: UDP-xylosyltransferase activity. The record is from RefSeq and is a predicted model, not a curated record.
CGCUGCGUGUUCGGUGUAGAUGGAGCGUGUCACUCCUCGCAAACAUUGCACACUGCAGCAGGACGCGGCGCCUACGGGUGCCACGUCCUCUUCCCGUUGGACAACGGCACGGCUGCUGCUCACCUUCGGCGUCGUAGCGGUGCUCGUCAUCCUCUACGCGAGUCCACGGGAGAUGCGCAUCGCGAUCGGAAGUGGUGCGUCCCGGGACUCCGUGCGACAGAGGGGCAAGGCAUCGUGCCACAAGAACAUCAGCAUAAGGAGCUACGGCAAUGCCAGCGCAUUCAAGUUUCCGGUCCGAGUGCUGGGACGGGUUCGACACGAGUCGAGAGCCAAUGCCACCAUCGACUUGGACUACUCCGACCAAAGCGUGCACGUGCUGCUCAUUUUCACACAUGCUUGUGAAUCGAGUAACAUGCGCAAGAAGCUGUCGAACUGUCUUGGCUCGCUGAUGGCCCUUAGCAGCGUCCCGCUUCGACUCUACAUCGUCACGGACGGCCCCAGCGCCGAUAUAGCCCGGCAGGUACUCGUGGACGCUUCCGCCAACGCCUCUUCGGAUGUACUGGCAGAGCUUCUGCACGUGGAUGACAUGCUGGCUCCACUCGCGGACCUGACGUCCUUCUUACAGCCCCUAUUCAGCCCCGACGGCGGUUACUACGGCAAGAAGCUCUUCCUCAUGUCUACAGGCAUACAUCGGCUGUUUCCUGUGGCGGUCCGUCACCUCAUCCUUCUAGACAUUGAUCUCCAGCUGCGCUCAGACAUUGCCCUCCUGUAUCGCCACUUUGCCCUGUUUCCUACGGGCACCAUCAUGGGGAUGGCAUACGACCUUCAGCCCGGCUAUCGUCACGUUCUGCAAAAAUACCGGCGGAAGCAUCCGGGUACCACGUGCGGCGAGCCACCGCCACGUGGAAACCCAGGGAUGAACAGUGGCGUAGUGCUCGUUGAUCUUGAGGCAGUUAGGAACUCGGCUAUCUACAAGAAUUUCCUCCGUGCCAAGGUAGUGAAUUUUCUGGUCAAGAAAUACAGCUUUCGUAACAACCUCGGAGACCAGGACUUCUACUCACUCAUUUGCUGGGAACGCCCCGAGCUGUUCUACGUGCUUCCGUGCACGUGGAAUCGACAGCUGUGCAAGUAUUGGCGGUAUCGCGGCUACGCAGACGUUUUCGAUGAGUACUACAGGUGCAACGGGACUGUUCACAUUUAUCACGGGAACUGCAAUUCUGCCAUACCGUCGAUGAAGUGACAGUGUAACGUCCCGCACUGUUGUUGGCAUGUACAAAGUUUGCGGAUGUUCGAAAUACAACACGCACUUGCAGCUUACUAGUUCAGUAUUAAAUUAUGCUCUUCUAAUUGAUCACCGUAAAUCUGUUUUCUUGCAUUUGUUUCUACAUUAUGUCAUAAAAUUAGCAGAUGAGAUCAAAGUUUUAUUUAUUUUUUUA